AUGCCACCGCAAACAAAGGCGCUGUUGGCUUUUGUCACGUUUAUUUCCUCAGAAAUCAUUGCCGGAGGCAGUAUUAUUGCAGGUAUAGUAAGAUAUAGAUCAUAUCUGACUUAGCAUUAUGUAGGAUAGCAAAACAUAGGUUCCUCAAGGGAUUACUGGAAAAAAAAAAAGAAAUAUAUGGGUCACACUGACAAACUGAUAAAGAUAUAGGGGAGCGAUUCACCUGCUGAAGACAGAGAUUCUAUGAUAUUGUGUUGCUCACAUAUUGACAAUAUUGGACCCUCUGGACCGUUUGACAGAGAAAAACCUGAUCGCUUAUUGUAUACUUCCGCAAUAUACUUUUUAGCCCCCAAAUAUUUCCAAUGGCGUACGUUGUUGAUUUCGUACCAAUCGUACCACGCUACUGAAGAAAAAUGUCGAAAAAUAGCUGUCUAAUUUAUUGUAAGGAACUCGCGAUGUGUCUUCAACUGCUCGGUCCAGUGCCUUCUAUACAUGAGACUGUCAUGUUCAUGACACCCAUGAUGAAUUUUUUUUUGCCUCCAAAGACAGCGAAUGCGUAAACUUCACAACUCUGAGCGACAAGAGUAGAUCAAGAUUUUUCUCCAAAAACGUAACUAUAGACAGCGACAUUUAUCUAAAGAACUGGUUUGCAUUUAACGGAUCAGCCGGAGACCUCAUUGCAACCUCAUGUGUUGAAUCCAAUCAUUGUGGUACCUCAGUACCAGGAUGGAUGCUGGGAAGACAUCCAAGUGUCGUCGAGGGUGUGGUCAGACGGUUUGCUUGCUUUUCUCAAAAACAGCAAUGCUGCGUGUAUUCUGUGAGCAUGCGUGUAAGAAACUGCAGCUCUUUCUAUGUGUACAAGCUGGAUUCAAUGCCUUCAUCCUCCGUCAGUUUUCGCAUGUGUGGAGCUGGCAUCAAAGGUAUACUGCAAAUGCUAUUUGGACUAACUUACAUCUUCUUUUUAGAUCAAAAAGUUUUUUAACAUCCUUUAUAAAAUUUAAGUUAUUUGUCCCCGUAAAUACGCGAAAACAUCUGCUAAAUAACUUUAAUAACUGGCGUAGAUUGGCGAUUCAAAACUUACAGAAACAAUAGCAACAUAAUCGACUUACUUCAAGCGUUAAGCUGAUCGAUCGAAAAAUUAAACUCAGUUUGCAUAAGAAUUUGAUAAGCAAAACAAUUCAAGACUAUAAAUUAAAAGAAACAAGUUUCGGUAGAGUUUUUCAUUUUGGCAAGAAUGUAGGGGCAAAGAUUGGAGUUCUGAAGCAAAGAGAUAAGAAAAAUUUUAACCAUUUCCUAGCCUGAUAAGAUAAACUGUCUUUCCAGACCGUUCACUAAUUUUCAGCGUUAUUGUCUUUGCUUGUAGGAGUUUUAUCCAGUGUUGAAAAGGCCAUCAACAAAUCUUCAGGUACUGAAAAAGCUGACUGAAUGUUUUCUUCUACAAUAAUUCUUGAACAAAAUCUGUUUUCCUGGUGUAAUCGUAUAGAAUAUAAUGCUUUGAAUUACGACAUCCAGAUUUGGAUUCUUUAACUCCAGGGCAGACCGAUUUGGCAGUGGAUUUCAUUCAAUCCGUUUAAACACAAAAAUCCUUGAGAUUCGAAAUCUGGAUUUCAAAGGUAUAAUCUAUAUUCUUUAGCCGAAAGUACACCAUGAUGGGUAGCUUAAGCUAUCGUACCAUAAUCAAGUAAAAAGGCUUUAACAACGUUUUACUUUCAGGAAAUAGCGGUGAUGAAUGUUCUAGCUACCAGUCCCUAGAAGGACGCGAUAGAGCCGCGGACUACUUCAGUUACAACACAAUGAAGUGUGACGCUAAUCUACCACGAACAUGGUACAGAUUUACCGGCCCAGCAGGGGCUGUCAUGCCAACACACUGUGUUCCCAAACUGCACUGCGGCACACUCUCUCCUGGUUGGCUAAACGGCAAACAUCCUACUGUGGAAGAACGGGUGGUGGAACGUAUGGUUUGCUUUACGAACAAUGAUGACUGCUGCUUCUGGUACAGCGAAGUUAGAGUCAGGAAUUGUAGUGAUUUCAUGGUGUAUAACUUUGGUGAAUUUCCUGCAUCUCAGCCGUUUUGCAGUUUGCGAUACUGUGGAGUUGGAAAAACAGGUAUGUCAAAGGGUGUAAAAGCAAACGUUAAGUGCGGAUUGUUUUGACCAAACCCAUAUCAUGCGACAGACGUCGGAAUUCAGUCCAUUGAACAUUAACAGCUGAUAACAAAGCAACUGAGUUUGUGGUUUCAAUUUUACCAUUUUUGAAUUCUUAGGAACCCACUAUUUCUCGACUACUGCUCAAAAUUGAUUUUGGUCAUAUGAAGGUCCCGUGCUUAAACACAUACAUUUAAAUGAUUUCGCAGGUGUUCUCGGCACAGUUCUUGAAAACGCUCGCCCUUUUUUAUCGCGCUCUUUCCGCCUCCUAACGAUAAAGCACUGAAUGUCAUUAAAUUUGGAUUCUUGCAAUCUUCCCUUUAAAAAUUGAUCGAGAAGCAUGUUGAAGGAUGCCCUCGCGACCAAGCGCAAAACUGACUUACUCAAAUUUGUUUCCAGGCUGUAAAGACAAACAUGGUAAUGUUUUCGAAGUUCAUCAGACUUGGAGCCCAAACCCACUCAUUAACUGCACAUGUUUGCCUGGCUUUAAAGUCGAGUGUAAAAAACUCAAAGUGGUUGCUGGGAUAGCCUUGGCAAUGCCUUUGGGAAUGGGCAGGAAUGGCUUAGCAGCAGCCUCACUAAAUGUGUCUGUACUGACGAACAAAUUUACUGCAUCAAUUUUUCUCGACCGGCUUGCACUGAUGAAAAUGGCCUUGCCAGGAGCAUGGCACUAAUUGGUUCCCGGACCUUGUUUUAACUGCUCGUGCACGGAUGGUGUCAUCAGCUGCGUAAAGUAUGAUGUCACUGUUGAAUAUGGCUUGUUCCAGUUGACAACAGCUGGAAUUUGUUUACCCUGUCGACAGCCAAAUGUUGAUAUUAAGCCUCCUGGACAGGGAACUAUUAGCAAUUGCAAAGGUUUGUUUCAUUGGCAAUGAAUGGAAUCAAAUGUCAUCUAGGUGAACAUAUAGAGUAGUAAUAUAUAGAUUUAGCCAGGGCUAAAAGCGUCGCUCCAGUUAUUUAACUUCUAAUUCCAGACAAUAACGUUGUAAUCCACUAAUCCAUAUGACUUUUAGGGGUGGUGCUGGGUGAUUUAAGAGAAAAAAUAAUUUGCAAACAGUGCAAGAAUAAAACAACAUCUAAAGUCCUACACCCAAUAAAUAGUAAUCACCUUGGAUCACAGUAGAUUAGGCGUGUAAAACAAAUUCUUCCCAAGCAAAAUGACCACCUACACCACGUUUAUUUUAUAAGGGUAUGUGGACAAUCCCGAAAUAAAUAAUUUUAUACUCUCAAGGCACGAUAGUCCUCGGGAUCGGUGGCAGCCAAUUUACACGCAGUAUAUGUAACUUUUCUUUUUUAUCUCUCUGUCUAAAGCAAAGGCCAAAAUGAAAAUUUAAACAGGCGGGAUUUUUUUUGCUACGCUACAAGUUUACUUUACAAAUCUGUUGCUGGUACCGCGUAAACCAGUGGUCAAUUUAAUAAAACUUUUACAAGUGUAGCUAUUGAUCUCAGAAUGCAAAACAACAGCUACACUUGCAAAUUACAAUUGCAAAAGUUUUAUUAAAUUGACCCCAGCCUUUUUGCAUUAGCUCCGAGGUAAACAGAACUAUCAGGCGUUGUUUGUCUAUUUUAAUAUGUUCAGACCUUCUGCACUCUUUACAGAACAAUCCGCUUACAAGACAAAUUACACUCAUUCAAUCUUCAGGACGAUCGAACCACGCGCUUCCCUUCCACAACAAAUUUUAAAAAUGACAACCACAUAAAAAGUUACAAGUAUAGAGACAAUUCACCAUUAGACCAUUAGACGGGACUGUUCAGUCAGGUCGUUCUGCUGUUAUGCAAUUAUACAGGGUAUUUUAAUCGCCUUUGAGAAAAAAACUUUCGAAAACAUCUAUUUUUAAUGCAAAUUCCAAAAUCACCCGUCCGCUUAGCCACUUCUAAAUUUUGCCAAGAUGAGUCCAAACUUACAGACCAGGCUGUCAAAUGUUUGAAUGAACACUAAGUAGUAAAAGGUCUCAGAAUCAUUUUCGUGUGCAUUUUACUUCUAAAGUCCAUUUUCAUUUGAUACACGCUGCAUUUUGAGUUCUCCUGUAUGCGAUGUUCAUGUACGACUGAAAACAACAACCGUAAAAGCGAUAAGAAAGAGAUCUUGAUAAACAAUCAAGACAAGAAAAUAAUAUAAUUAAAUGAAACAUUUAAAAAGACAACAAUGUUUAUUCACGAAGAUAUGUUUGAGUCAUGAGUGAAACGUCACAGAUUUUCUCCGUGUUUCAGUUGCUGUUUUUAAAGAUGAACUCGAGGCGAGAAUAGCGCGCAAAGCUUCAACCUAAUAGUUCGUAAUAAUCUUAAUAUUCUUCAGAACGUUCCCUUUCUAGUCGUGGCUAGAAAAUGUCUAAAGACUUUUUAAAUUCUAUACUAGGUUAGAUCAUUGUCUCAAAUCUUAAAAAAAUAAUGCGCGUAAAGUGACGGCAUAAACAUUGUUCAACUUCAUGAAUAAGAAACCAGGAGAGAAAACAUCAAAUGCAAUACUGUAAUUAAUCAAGCUUACCGGUCGAUGCAGCUCGUAAUUGCCAUCAAGUAAGGCCAGAAUUGCUGACGAUUAGUUUCAACCCUUUUUAUAUACGCAUCAGGCAAGGCGAAGUACUAAGAAAAGCUUAUUUUUGAAAGCUUACUUUUUGUCAAGAGGCGCAUUUCUCAACCAAUCCCAAUAAACACGCCAACUAAGAAUAACAAACGAAUCUUGUUAACAGCUGUAUUUGAGUAGAUCCAGUGCAAAAAGAAUGUUGAUUUAUCCUCUUUUGUUAAAACAUAGUAAGAUGGUACAAAACGAUGUCGGAUUCAGCUAUCAGUAAACAUUCUCCAGAUGCAACAGAGACACUUCUCUUCGGCGAUCCUCUUCGCUAGGCCUUCGACUGAUAAUUCUCCCUCUCGGCCUUUCUCUUCUUUCUCUUUCCCGUCGCUCUUCACUUAUAAGCAAAUACGUUGAAUUUAAUCCGCUAUUGUUUGUUGCCAUAACAAUUUUUUCGACGGUCACGGUCACAAAAUACUUAAGUUAUGAAAUACUUAAAAACAAGUUCCUAAAAUAAAAAAGUUCUUUAACGUAACAACAAUGGUCACACCACUUCUUGCGCGAUUUCCCGCCAAGAAAAACCGCGGGUUGCACAAAUUCAUCGCACGGUUUCCUGCAAAGAAAAUAUAACAUACUCCUCCCCGCGACGGGGGGACACCUGAUUUCCUUCCCUCACCCCCAAAGAGUGUACGGAAGGACGCAGUACGCUGACGUCAUAACCAAAUUUUCUCGGAUGGGUAGACAACUAAAUUUUCUUACCCAUGGUGCUUCGCUGCGUGCGUUUCGCGCGCGAGAGAGCUAUGCUAUAACGGUCUUGAAAACCCUGAAACUGUUUAUUCUAAAAUAUUAUAGUUUGCCAGAACGUGUUAGCUGGCAAUAACUCAUCAUUAACUGUUACAAGCUGUCUUUUAUCGUGUCUAUUGAUGGCCUAUCAGUAUAGAAGAUAAACGACGAACGUAAGUAGAACGAAACCAUAGCUGUUUAAUUUCUCCAGGAAAAAAGAGGGGAAAAUCACAAAGUAAAAUAAACUGAACAUUAAACUUUACGAUCUAAUUUGUCUUUUAUGAUUUAGUCUUUUUUCAGCUUAAGAAUUCAAAUGGAUUAUUUCAAUGCACAAACGGCGCCUUUAUAAAGAAAGAACAUGUUUGUAAUGGAAACGCCGAAUGUUUAGAUGGGUCUGAUGAGGCUGAUUGCCAGGAUGGUGAGUAUUGUGCUCCAUGGAAUUCUAACAGUCCCGCAAACAAACAGUAGAGAGCGUUGGUUGCACCUGGACAGGAGUCGAUUACCCUGACCUGUAUAAAAGCUGCCCUGUCCACACUAAUUCGUUUUCAAAAGUAUGAGUUUUCGAUUAGUAUGCGAUUCUCAUCCACACUACCACUUUGAUGCGUUUUCGAUUGUCCUCACUAAAAUGUUCGAAAACGAUAGAAUUGCUUGUUGUGACGUAAGUAGAACUCUGUGCGCAUGCUACAAACACACGCGCCUGCGAUAUUUUCGGUCAUCGUUUUCAUUUUGAUGCGUUUUCGACUGCUCAUAAUAAUACGAUAUUUAUGCGCUUUCGUUUUAAUUCACUUCCAACAGCGCUUUCAAAUCGAUGCGUUUUCGACGAAAACGCUCAGCAUCGGAAUGCACGCGUUUUAAAACAUGCAUAAGACCCCCCCAUAGAGGCUAUUUGCAAGACACUUAUAUAUAUAUGGCAAUAUUUUGUGUCUGUAUUUUUUCUUUCCAUUUUUUUAGUUAUCUGUAGGGAUGAACAAGGUCAGGUUUUGGUUCUCAAAGACGUUUGGAAG
Messenger RNA from Porites lobata, 6437 nucleotides. NCBI's taxonomy places the organism in Eukaryota, Metazoa, Cnidaria, Anthozoa, Scleractinia, Poritidae. The record is from the annotation of a GenBank genome assembly.